Molecule: messenger RNA, 2584 nt
Organism: Seminavis robusta
Lineage: Eukaryota; Bacillariophyta; Bacillariophyceae; Naviculales; Naviculaceae
Source: the annotation of a GenBank genome assembly
GACGAGAAGCCUUCGUUUUGCUUCGAUUGGCUUCCAGACGGGGAUGCAGCAAAACACAGGGCAGGACCUUGGAGACCCCAUUGCAAGAGGUCUUUGUGUCUUUGUUGCUUGUGUUGGACCUCUCGUCACCACUCUAACCCAAUAGCAACGGCUUCUUUGUGGUAGCUACUGAACUAGCUAGCUAGAGGAUCAGCACAAUAGAACUAGCUAGGGAGACAUCGAGUUGUCCCUCUCAUCAGUCAAUCCAUCCAUCCAUCCAUCCAUCCAAAGCGAAAGAAGUGGAAUUUGUUUUGCAGUUGCAUUGGUGGUACCGUAGUCAAAGAACGCAAAGCCCUAUCGUCCUCCUUUCGCCAAUUCUUUUCUUGUAUUAUUUGAGUGUGCCCUGACGAAGCAGCCGACAAUCCACUUCUAACAUUAUUGAUUGGUUCAUCUAUCGUGAACUUUUGGAGUAUUGAAUUUAAUUUUAUCGUGAACUUUUGGAGCAACAAUGAACGACGACACGACCACAACCACUCCAGCUCCCACCCCAGCGUUUACUCUGAUUGCGAAAUGGGCCAAGGAACGGAUCGAACUGUCGAGUCUGACACCGGAGACAUCGAUUGGGGCCGUCAAGGAAAUGCUCAAGGAACGCACGGGUGUUCUUCCCAAACGACAAAAACUGAUUGGAUUGACCGUCGCCAAGACACCCGGCGGUCCCAGCAGUCUCACCGAUCAAGUCGUCCUGCAAGAAUUAAAGGUAAAGAAACCAAAGGGGAAAACCAAUGGACUUCCCAUGGACAAUACUACAAAUAAUAUUGUCCUGGAAUUCAUUCUCAUGGGAUCCAAAGAAGAAGAAAUUUUUGUCGAUCCACAAGACAAGGACGAUUUGCCCGAUGUCAUUGACGAUUUCGAUCUCGAUUUCAAUGCCGGAUCCGAUCAGUGGUUGCGACAUGUCGCCAAUGGAGAAAAUCUCAAAAAAUUCACUGAAAAGACUGUGGUGCAUAUCAUGAACGAACCACGCCCCAAUAAACCAUUGUUGGUCUUGGACUUGGAUCAUACAUUGCUCGAUUUUAGUAGUCGAGUCUUGCAGCGAGAUGCCACGGCCAGUCGAGCCACGGUCGCCAAUGCCAUGAAAAGACCCUACAUGGACCAGUUCUUGACCGCCGUCUAUCAGCACUACGAUCUCGUCGUUUGGUCGCAAACAUCCUGGCGGUGGCUGGAAACCAAACUCAUUGAACUGGGCAUGCUAGCCAAUCCGGGAUACAAAUUCUGUUUUGUCCUGGACAAAACCAGCAUGUUCACCGUCACCAGUACACGCCGCGAUGGAUCUUCCGUCACACAUCAUGUCAAACCAUUGCAAUUGAUAUGGUCCAAAUUUGCCGAUCGAUGGUCCAGUUCCAACACGGCACACGUCGAUGAUUUGGGACGCAAUUUUGCACUCAAUCUGGGGAGUGGUAUCAAAAUAUCAGCCUACUAUCGGAAAAAGUCAUCGGCUCGACGGGAUGCCGAACUCUUGGGAUUGAGUCGCUAUUUGGAGGAGUUGGCAUGUGCCGGAGUCGAUUUUGACACUGUCGAUUUUAGUAAGUGGCAGGAAGUAGUCAGUGCGAAACGAAACUUGACCGAUGGAAACAACAACAACAACAAUGGGAAUGGAAACAAGAAAUAAAGGAGACUGCCUUUUCUUUUUUCUAUUGUGGCUCCACAAUAAAUCUUGCAGCGGCUUACUACGAUGACACCAACAACAAACAAAUCGAACGAAACGAGACAGCACACGCACGCAGCAAUGACGGCACAUGCAACAAUCAAUUCAGAACCGCCAAUAUAGAGGUCAUCUUGGAUCUUGCGACGGUCGCGGCUUGUGAGAUUUGCUUCGACUCAAGGCCCUUCCACCGAAUUUCAUUCUGUUGUGACUCGAGCGAUCGAGCCAUCAUUCAUUCGGUGGAUGGCAAACAGCAUAUCACCAGUGCAAAAGCGGACUACACUGCCGACACUCGAGAUCAUUUAGAUAGCACGCUUCAGAAUCAGAGUUUCUCCCAAGCUAAAAAGACGAAAUAAAACUGAACAGAUCUCUCGGUCAGCCAGCUCUGUCCACACGUGCACACUUGGAUUUGACUAUCUGAUGAAGACCAGCUACUAGGACAACGAGAAGCUCUUAGUCAAAUCCCACCGCCUUCAUCACAUGGACAGCCGUUUUCAUGGGCAUCUUUGAGGAUUUCCAAAUGGCCUCUUCCACAGCAUAGGCACAAGUGUGUCAAUCCCACAGGCAGCCACUUUCAUGAGCAUACUUCACCACUUCAAAAUGUCCACCCUCAGCAGCACUGGCACGUGUUCUUUUGUUCCAUGGGCAUCCAUUCUUGCGAGCCCAAUUGAGUAGUUCCAAAUGCCCUCCAUUGGCACAUGUCUUUUGAGUCCCAGGAAUAUCUGUUGUCAGGCCAGCGCCGGUUCCUUUCCCAGCGGCAACCGACAGCGCUAUAUUUGCUAUUGAAUGGUACUGCACUGUAUGCUGUCGCUUUGAAAAGCCUUCAUGCCAUAUUCUAGUUUAUUUAUUUACUCAACUAGGAUUGCUUAUCACAGCCAGGGAAAGUUGAGUAGAUUGAAAUUCGCA